AUGUCGAGCUUCUUGCAGGCCUCAAAUCGAAGGUUUUCGGUGGUUGGAGAUGGCUACCCUGGGGCGGUUUCCCUUUCCUUUCCCGUAACAAAUAUUUUAGCGGCCUACAUCAAUCAUAAAAGCCACUCGUUUUCUCAAAUAUUGAGCGACGCCUGCAUAAAUUGGGGUUCAUUCUAUUUGGAAAACCUAAUCCGCCGAAAACCAGGUCACUGUUUCGAGCAGCAUUUGCUACCCUUUCCACCACUGACACCAAUGCAACGCCCACAACAUCAAAGAAAUGCUACUAAAAGUGUAAAUAGAGCUGUUUCAUUUGAAUCCCCACUGAAGUUGCUGCCUCUGCAUCUCACAUGUGGACUAGGCCUAGCUUUAGGUUUCUGGGUGGCCUUCAUUAUUUACUCCUUGACGAUAAUCCAAAAUUCAGCAGAAACUCUUCUUAUAUUAUGGGCAGUGGAGGCUUUAGUCGUGAUUCCGCUCUAUAGUCUGUUUCGCCAUGACACGGAUCAAUGCUCUUUUGUCAAAGCCAUAGUCAGAGGGUUGCUGGGUCUCCCUGCUGGUGCUUUAAUGAAUGCACUAGGAGCAAUUGUGUUGGGCGCACCUGUUGGGAUUCAACAUUUCAAAAAGACAGUUCAUUGGUCUCUUCUAAUGUCCCUCUUCACGUUUGUCCCAGCAGCUGCUGUUUAUGGUUCAUCUUGGACUGACUGGCAUCGGAUAUUUGCUCACACUAAAUCAGUGGGUUCUACAGAUCUAAUUAUCUGUUUAUCUGCACAUGGAGCUGUUAUUGGGGCUUGGUUUGGCGCAUGGCCUAUGCCUCUUGACUGGGAAAGACCUUGGCAGGAGUGGCCAAUUUGCGUGACUUAUGGUGCUAUUUUUGGGUACUCGAUUGGAUUGGUAGUGUCAUUUGGAUUUGUCGUCUAUAACUACCGAGUACACCAUACAAAGACGGACUAA
This is a messenger RNA of Striga hermonthica, 948 nucleotides long. NCBI's taxonomy places the organism in Eukaryota, Viridiplantae, Streptophyta, Magnoliopsida, Lamiales, Orobanchaceae. The record is from the annotation of a GenBank genome assembly.